Messenger RNA from Cuscuta epithymum, 327 nucleotides. Lineage: Eukaryota; Viridiplantae; Streptophyta; Magnoliopsida; Solanales; Convolvulaceae. The record is from the annotation of a GenBank genome assembly.
UUUAGAGAAACCCGAUUAUCCUGGGCGUGUACGAGGUGUUGGAGGUGGUGUGGGCUUUAAACAAGUGUUUGACCGGGAGCCAAGGAAUUCACGCAAGGUUGGAGGUUUAAGUGAGGCUGAUUUGAGGAACUUGAAGGAGGAGUUGAUGAAAGAUGUAGAAAAAGCAUUUAUUCAGAGAGGUUUUCACUCUACCACAUUUGAGUCUAUGCCUUCACAGGAAGUAUAUGCAGAUACAAUGAACUCCACUGCACCAGUUCCACAGAAACAUUUCAGUGACCGGACAUCUUGUAAGCUUGCUAUCGAGAAGCAGACACCAGAUGGACAAAA